Messenger RNA from Talaromyces marneffei, 1677 nucleotides. RefSeq lists its product as uncharacterized. The coding region runs from base 1 to 1677 and encodes 558 amino acids. The transcript is spliced from 4 exons. Gene Ontology annotation, biological process: cytoplasmic stress granule assembly; P-body assembly. NCBI's taxonomy places the organism in Eukaryota, Fungi, Ascomycota, Eurotiomycetes, Eurotiales, Trichocomaceae. Gene Ontology annotation, cellular component: P-body. Gene Ontology annotation, molecular function: mRNA binding. The record is from RefSeq and is a predicted model, not a curated record.
AUGGAUAUGAACCAUCUAAUAGGCCAGCGGUUCAACUUGAUCUCAAAGAGCGACAUUCGCUAUGUCGGCACACUUCACGAAAUCAACCCCGAAGCCUCGACAAUCGCACUUGAGAAUGUCGUCUCGCACGGUACUGAAGGACGACGAGGCAACUCCACUGAAGAGGUCCCUGCAUCUACGACUAUCUACGAAUACAUUGUUUUCAGAGGCAGUGAUGUAAAGGAUAUUAGUGUCGCCGAAGAGAAGAAAGAGCCAGAAGUACCUCCUUCGCAAGUUCCAGAUGAUCCUGCUAUCCUCGGUAGCAUGUCCCGCCCUGGCGCUCAAGCUCCUCAACAGCAACCUCCUCCCCCAGGCCCUCCUCCAGGCCCUCCUGGUCCCCCCGGACCCCCCGGUCCUCCAGGUGGCCGACCUGGUCCACCUCCUGGCUAUCCUCAGCAACCUCCGUUCCAAGGAUACGGUUAUCCUCCCUACGGUCAACAGCGUUUCGGUCCUCCUGGCUAUGGACCUCCUGGCCCAGGUUUCCCUCCAUAUGGUGCUCCUCCUGGAUGGUUCCCGCCUCCCGGCCAGGGUUUCCCACCUGGCCCGCCUGGUCAAUUUCCUCAACACCAGGGACCGAUUGGACCACCUGGCCAGCAACGUCCAGGUGCCCCUGGUGGACCUCCUGGAGCUCCUGCUAACCCCCCUAAACCCACGUCAGAGCUUCCUACACCUCAACCGACCAGCAAGACCGCGACUCCAGCACCUGGUGCCGCGCCAGAAGGUCCAGCACCUCCAGUCGAACCCAAGCCUACCGUUGCAGAAGUCGCCCGUGGAGCUGCCCCUGUAGCACCAACUGCAACUGCGCCUGCUCCUCAGAUACCGUCGAAAUUGCCUCCUAGUGGCCCUAAAAAUGACAGAUUCAUACCCGCCAUUCCCAUCGCCAACCCAGCUGUUAAGCCCACAGUCCCACUUUCAACCGCGCAGCAGGGUGCAGUUGCUGCAUCUCAAAGCACAGCACAAGCAGCUAUCACGGAAGCCACCCGAGCUGCGACAGCUGCUGUUGCAGCGGCAAUGGCCAAACUUCCGCAACCUGGCGCAAAGAAACCGGCCGAGGCCGGUGUUGACGACAUGACGAAGAGAUUCAAUGAUCUGAAACCAUACGAUAACAACCGUAUGAAUCGCGGUGCACGCCAUGGCCCACGAGGCGGCCGCACCCACGGCCCGCGAGGUGGUCCACAUGUUGCAGGCAAAAAGUUAGAGCUUCCAGAUACCGAUUUUGACUUUGAAUCCGCGAACGCCAAGUUCAAUAAACAAGAUCUAGUGAAGGAAGCAAUCGCUACUGGAUCUCCUAUUGUCGAGGAAGAGAAGGAGACUAAGCCAGAAGAGGUACCAACAAGUCCCUCGGCAGCUCCUUCAGCAUACAACAAAUCAUCGUCAUUCUUCGACAACAUUUCGAGCGAGAUCCGAGAUCGGGAAGAGAACACAAUUCGUCCUCGUGAACGCCGUGGUGAAGAAGAAAAGAAAAACAUUGAAACGUUCGGUCAAGGCAGUGUGGACGGCUAUCGUGGCUAUCGCGGACGUGGUAGAGGACGUGGCUAUGGCCGCGGAGGAUACAACCGUGGAUAUGGAAACCGAGGACGAGGAAACUACCGUGGCCGGGGUGCUUCGCAGUCUACUGGCGUUCCUACACAGUCUUAG